Messenger RNA from Aspergillus pseudoviridinutans, 1239 nucleotides. RefSeq names its product SNG1 family protein. The record is from RefSeq and is a predicted model, not a curated record. The transcript has a single exon. NCBI's taxonomy places the organism in Eukaryota, Fungi, Ascomycota, Eurotiomycetes, Eurotiales, Aspergillaceae. Gene Ontology annotation, cellular component: membrane. The coding region runs from base 1 to 1239 and encodes 412 amino acids.
AUGGGGGAGCAUCCAACUUCGUCUUCGCCUCAAGGGGGCUUUUGGAAAGAGAUGCGUAAAGGCUUCUUGGCUGCCAUUGGCAUGAGCUUUCUUCUGCUGCAACUUCUAUUCCUCGGGAAUAUGUCAUAUCUCUAUGCGACUCAGUACCAAGAUACAAGCCGCAUCCACAAUCUCAACCUCUUGUAUGUCGAUUACGACGGCGGACUUAUUGGUCAGUCAGUCCUUGAUGCCUAUGGAAUGUUACAGAGUCCCCGCUUUCCCACUCUGGACCAGUUGCCUGCAUCGGACUAUCCUGAUCCUACCGAUGUCAGAAAAGCCGUCUGCAAGGGCAACUACUGGGGCGCGGUGUACUCGAGUCCAAAUGCGUCGAGAAACCUAUCAUUGGCUCUAGCGAGUGGAACAGACAUUGGGAACACGCUCACCUAUGUCUGGAAUGGAGCCAGAUACCCAGCCUUUGCACAGAGCGCAGUCUACUCCAAUAUCCUCACUCUGGUGGGAGCAGCAAGGUCGGCAUACUAUGCCAGCAACGCGUCGAACAUUGUAGCAUCAGCUCCACUAUCGACCAACGCCGCCAGUCUUCAGGCCUUCCUCAACCCCAUCCAAGCCACGGAGAUCAACAUCAAGACGACCGAGCAGGGACCACGCGUCUUGUAUAACACCGUCUCUAUAGUGAUGCCGAUCAUCCAGCAGUUCUUCUUCAUGAUGGCGCUGAACGGAAUCUCGGCUAAAUUUCAUGUCCUGACAAAGCUCAGCCCGCUUAGCAACGGUCUGCUGCGCAUGUGCGUGUCACUCGCUUAUACCUUCGUCGCGUCCCUGUGUCAGACUGGAUACACCUGGGCCUUUCGGGAACACUGGGAUGUGAACAGCAACCAGUUCGUGCUAUGCUGGAUGGCGAUAUGGCUGUAUAUGCACAUUAACUUUCUCCUUGUGGAUGUCACCACCGCGUUUGUCCCUAUGGAGUUUCUCCCGUUCUGUAUCCUGACGUGGGCGAUUAUCAACGUCGCCAGCACCAUCAGUCCGUUCGAGUUGAACCCAGGCUUCUUUCACUGGGGGUACGCGCUUCCAUCGCACGAGCUGUACCAGGUCCUCGUGCAGAUCUGGAGUGAUGGUUGCGAGAACCAGCUGUAUCAUGCGCUGCCUAUUAUGUUCUCAUGGUGGGUUGUCGGGUUAGUGGCUGUGGUCUUUGCGAAUCGUCACCGGUGUGAAAUGGCGGUGAAGGCGACGGUGGCUGAGCAGUAA